Molecule: messenger RNA, 2014 nt
Organism: Doryrhamphus excisus (bluestripe pipefish)
Lineage: Eukaryota; Metazoa; Chordata; Actinopteri; Syngnathiformes; Syngnathidae
Product: schwannomin-interacting protein 1
Biological process (GO): positive regulation of hippo signaling
Cellular component (GO): cell junction; plasma membrane
Source: RefSeq, a predicted model, not a curated record
GAUACUGUUGCUUUUAUUUUGAAAACAUUACCGGAAACGGGCCUAUUCUUAAGUCUGCGUCUUGCCUGUUUGUUUCUUUGCGCGAAUUCCUGAAGAUUGUUGAAUCCUUUGUGGGAAUUGUUUGCACGAAGAGUGAGGAAUUCCAAGCCAAACCACCCCAACACCCAACAACUCCGCCUUUAUAGCAGACUGACUCCCAAGGAAUGAGCACAUUUUUGGGCGACGGCGACACUCCUUAGUGGGUAAAAGUUAGAAGUCUCAGAUGUGAGUGAAGAAGAAGAAGAAGGAGGAGGAAUAUGAUGAGGAGUUGAACUAUGUGGCAACAGUAGCUAGGAAUACUAAAGUAUCACACGGAAAGUGAUUGAGCGAUGGAGGGCGAGAAGGAGAGGCAAAGGCAGCAGGGCGAGGAGAAAGAGAGCAACGAGGCAGAUGACGGCAUGAGGAGUGACGACGAGGCCGCCGACAAUGACAAUGAUGAUGAGGAUUCAGAAGGCGCGGCGCUGGUCUGGCAGGAAGGCUACGGCGAGGACAACCUGGGCCUUCCCAUCAUGCACUGGGAGGCGCUCAGCCUGCGCAUCGCUGAGCUGGAGAAGCAGGAAGAGGAGAAGAAGGAGAAAUUGGCAAAGAGUCGAGGUUCUCUGGAGCGAGGCCGAGCACCCGUCAGCUGGACAGGAGAGCGAGGGAGGCGAAGAGAAAGCUGGGAUGAUGACAACAACGAUGACGACGAUGAUGAAGCCUGCAACAGUCACAUGACGGCCCUCAGCUCACGGUUGCAGACGCAGAUGAACCUGCAGCUGUGCUUCAUCAAUGACAGUCAAAGUGAGGAAGAAGACGAGGAGAAGGAGGAUGACGUCAGCAAGAAGAGAGGAACCAUUCCCGUUCACAAGAACCCUCAGCCUGCUGCCAAGCCAGAGAAAACCAAAUCCAGAGGCUUCCGGAACACUUGGAGGAAGUUGCGAGACAGACUGCGAGCAGACCACAAGCCACUGACGGCAGCCACCAGCGAUCCCAUCGUCCAACGGAGACACUUGGAGCGAAGUGAUUUGCAGAAUUUCACCAUGAAGGAGCUCAAUGCUAUGUGUUCCUCCCUCAGGCAAACUAUACAAGACUUAAGCACCGAGCUGGUGAGCCGCCUCCAGAUCCGGGACCAGCUGAGGACGGAGCAGGACGCCAUGUUGCUGGAGGUACAGGAUCUAACCUCCCUCGGAACGCUGCUAAGUAGUCCCAGCUGAGGGUGACACCUUGACAACAUUGUGAGUGUGCUGCUUUGGGCAAACACCCCGGUGGGAGCUAACUUUGGUCCCCCCUUUUGACACACGUGGCGCCUUUUUUUGCACAGCUUUUUUUUUCCAGUGACGAUACAAAAACACUAGUUGUGCCGAGGACGACUUUUUGUCUUUUUCAUGGAAGUAAGGGAAUUAUUACAAAUGGAAAGUGAUUGUAUAUGUCAUUUUUUAAAUGUUUUUACAUAUAAAAGGGAAGCUGUUAUAACAGUUUUAUAACAUAGAACCAAGAAUGCCCACUCAUGCCCCACAACUGCUUGAGGGCUCCAACCUUCAAACGUUUUGCAAGCAUUAUACCCACUUUGAGUAGGCUGACCUAAUGCACGCAUGUGCACUAGUUAUCUUUGAUAUAAGCUAAUGAUAGCAAUUUGGAAAAAUAUAGCUACUAAUGGUCAUUGACAUCAUCACCGUUUAUCGCUAUCAUUGAAUGUAUAGCCUGUCAACAACAACAUGUCUGCAUAUUGUUGAUGACAUGUCUGAGACUUUUGUGUGUGUGUGUGUGUGUGUACACGCUAAGGACGUGAGUAGUGACAGCCAUGAAUGUCACUUCUUUUAUUCGUGCCGAAUGAAAAUGUACGACCAUUUUUAAUUCAUACAUAAAAGUGACAACCACUUUGAAGAAAAACAGCCUGUGUUAUGUAUAGUCUUCUUAUUGGUCCUGGUUGUUGACAAGUCACAUGAUGAAUAUUGACAUUCUCUUUUAACUGCAUGAUAAAUAUCUAUUAAUUAUU